Molecule: messenger RNA, 1686 nt
Organism: Neohortaea acidophila
Lineage: Eukaryota; Fungi; Ascomycota; Dothideomycetes; Mycosphaerellales; Teratosphaeriaceae
Product: chaperonin Cpn60/TCP-1 family
Exons: 3
Coding region: 1-1686 (561 amino acids)
Biological process (GO): protein folding
Cellular component (GO): chaperonin-containing T-complex
Molecular function (GO): ATP binding; ATP-dependent protein folding chaperone; ATP hydrolysis activity
Source: RefSeq, a predicted model, not a curated record
AUGAAUUUCGGCGGUCAAACGCCAACGAUCAUCGUUCUCAAAGAAGGCACCGAUCAGUCGCAAGGCAAGGGACAAAUCGUAUCAAACAUCAACGCCUGUAUCGCCGUCCAAUCCACCGUCAAGGGAACCCUUGGACCUUACGGCGGAGACCUACUUCUCGUGGACGAAAAUGGCAAGACAACCAUUACAAACGAUGGAGCGACGGUGAUGAAACUCCUCGACAUUGUCCACCCCGCCGCUCGCAUUCUCACAGACAUCGCACGAUCACAAGAUGCGGAGGUGGGUGAUGGGACAACGUCGGUGGUGGUGUUGGCCGGAGAGAUUCUCAAGGAGGUCAAAGAGCAUGUCGAGCAAGGCGUAAGCAGUCAAAUCAUCAUCAAAGGCCUACGGAGAGCGAGCAUGAUGGCCGUCAAGAAGAUUCAAGAGAUUGCCGUCAACACGAGCGAGGGCAAUCAAAGGGAGACUUUGAGGAAGCUGGCAGCUACGGCGAUGAGCAGCAAGCUCAUCCACCGUAACGCCGAUUUCUUCACCAAGAUGGUUGUCGACGCCGUCCUUUCCCUCGAUCAAGACGACCUCAACGAGAAGCUCAUCGGCAUCAAGAAGAUCACCGGCGGCGCUCUCCAAGACUCCCUCUUCGUAAACGGUGUCGCCUUCAAGAAGACCUUUUCCUACGCCGGCUUCGAACAGCAACCCAAAUCCUUCUCCAACCCCAACAUCGUGUGUCUCAACGUCGAGCUCGAAUUGAAGAGCGAGAAAGACAACGCCGAAGUACGAGUGGAACAAGUGUCAGAGUAUCAAGCCAUUGUCGACGCCGAGUGGAGAAUAAUAUACGACAAGAUGGAGGCCCUGCACAAGACAGGCGCCAAGGUCGUCCUCUCCAAACUCCCCAUCGGCGAUCUCGCAACGCAGUACUUCGCCGACCGCGACAUCUUCUGCGCCGGCCGCGUUGCCUCCGACGACCUCGACCGCGUCUGUCAAGCCACCGGCGCCAGCAUCCAAUCUACCUGCUCCGACAUCAAACCCCAGCACCUCGGCACCUGUGAAAAGUUCGACGAGCGCCAAAUCGGCGGCGAGCGCUUCAAUUUCUUCGAAGGCUGCCCCAAAGCCAAAACCUGCACCCUCGUGCUCCGCGGCGGCGCUGAGCAGUUCAUCGCCGAAGUCGAGCGCUCCCUCCACGACGCCAUCAUGGUCGUGCGCCGCGCCAUCAAAAACACCACCAUCGUCGCCGGCGGCGGCGCCUGCGAAAUGGAAGUCUCCGCCUACCUGCACAACUUUGCCGACAAGAACGUGCCGCACAAGCAACAGUCCAUCAUCAAAUGCUUCGCCAAAGCGCUCGAGGUCAUCCCGCGUCAACUCUGCGACAACGCCGGCUUCGACGCAACGGACAUCCUCAAUCGCCUGCGCGUCGAGCACCGCAAAGGCAACACGUGGGCCGGCGUGGACUUUGACCACGAGGGCAUCCGCGACAAUCUCGAGGCGUUUGUGUGGGAGCCGGCUCUGGUGAAGGUGAAUGCCAUUCAGGCGGCGGUGGAGGCGAGCUGUUUGAUUUUGAGUGUCGACGAGACGAUCCGGAAUCAGGAGAGCCAGCAGCCGCAGGGGCCGCAGAGAGGCUUGCCACCGGGGGCUGCGCAAAGGGCUGUGAGAGGCAUGGGUAGGGGAAGGGGGAUGCCCAUGCGGGGGAGAUGA